AUUUUUCGGAGCUUCUACAACUUGCAGUCCGUAUCCAUCCCAAACUUCCAAUAGCGGCCUCCAACAUACCCUAUCAGGGACGAGGAGGGCGACGACGAGCGGCCCUGCCGUACGACGUCCUCACCUAUGGCAUCCCAACCUCCCUUCGAGGGAUCGCUGACCCAAGAGCUGCUCUCCCGCGCACACAGCCCCAGCAACACUUCACGCAUUUACAACGAGAAAAUCAAACAUCGAUCUCUCCUCCUACGACCGAGUUCCCCCCCGCCGUCAGCAAAUUCUCGCGAAGCACGUCGAAAAGCACUGCAGCACAAAGAGAAACGCGCAAAUGCGCUGAAGCCGAAACCCUUAUCCUCGCGAGAGCGCCGGAAACUUGGUCUACAUAAUAUACCCAAGGAGGGGCAAAAGUACGAAAUCUUUGCGCCGCUGAACAGACUAUGGGUAGGAUAUAUCCGCGAGAUACUCGGCAGCGAGCUGUACAUGGGGGUCCAGGUCGCGGGGGCGAAGCUGAGCGCGGCUGAUUUUCACGGUGCUGAAGUCGAGGUGUCUCGGAGUGGGUGUCCGAGCCGUGUGGGGAUCAAGGGGAUUGUGGUCAAGGACUCCAAGUUUGCCUUUCAGGUUAUAACGGAAACGAACGAGAUCAAGCUCGUGCCGAAAGAGGCGACCUUGUUUCGAGUUAAAGUGCCGACGGAAGAUGCGAACGACAAGCGGGAUCGGCUAGAGCCUGAGCAGAAGAAAAUGUUUAUAUUUGAGAUCCAUGGCGACCAGUUCCAACAUCGAUCAGCGGACCGCUCGAACAAGAAGUUCAGGGCGCAUUUCUCGAAGAAGCUAUGAUGAAUGAAUGACCAGACAACAUGAGACCCUGUGACGGUUACGGCGAUUGCGAUUCUUAGCUCGAGGUCGGCAAACCCCAAGUUGAGCUGAUGGCACACUCAAAAAUCCGCUGGGGUAUACGAACAAGCUCACUUUGCCGGGGAGAAAGGCCUUUUCUAUGUCGUUUUCUUCUCUCGCACGU
Molecule: messenger RNA, 1012 nt
Organism: Pseudomassariella vexata
Lineage: Eukaryota; Fungi; Ascomycota; Sordariomycetes; Amphisphaeriales; Pseudomassariaceae
Product: ribonuclease P protein subunit p29
Exons: 1
Coding region: 127-831 (234 amino acids)
Biological process (GO): rRNA processing; tRNA 5'-leader removal
Cellular component (GO): ribonuclease MRP complex; ribonuclease P complex
Molecular function (GO): ribonuclease P RNA binding
Source: RefSeq, a predicted model, not a curated record